AUGCGAGGCGCUACAGCUCACAAAACAGCUAAGGCGGUGGACCGUUCCGCCGAGCAGCGCAGUGUGGAUGGUCCAGUCGCUAAAAGCAGGGCCUGUAUUUGCCAUGGAAGCUACCUAAGCACAGCACAGCAGAGCGGUGCAUCCUUCGCAGAAUCUUGUCCAGCCUCUGCCAUUGAAAUCGCCGUGUCCAAGCAACCUGGCCCAGCGCUGUGGUUAAAUGUGGCACAAUCAACAACAGCCGGACCCGACAGUCUGGUGCGAGGGCCCCCGGGGGGCUGGGCACGGGUACUGACUGGUGCUGGUGCUGGUGCUGGUACUGGUACUGGUACCGGUACGGGCUCAGUAGGCACCCUUACAAUCCGCCCUGGAGCAUCAAGCUACUAUGUAUACGUACGCACACCUGAAGCUGGAGGGAGCGCCGUGCGGCGACCCCAAAAAGCGUCCAAGCUUCCAGCGCUGCGGAACUGCCGAGUCCAGGGUGCUGGUGCUGGUGCUGGUGCUUGUGCUGGCAAAGCUGGUAUUGGUGCUGGCGCUGGUGCUGGUGCUGGUGCUGGGCCAUGUACCGUCCUGGUACUUGUACCUCUCGCUUGUUGGCGACGCCCAUCCGCUUGUCUCUCUUUUGUCUGA
This is a messenger RNA of Trichoderma virens Gv29-8, 627 nucleotides long. RefSeq lists its product as uncharacterized. The record is from RefSeq and is a predicted model, not a curated record. Bases 1 to 627 code for a protein of 208 amino acids. NCBI's taxonomy places the organism in Eukaryota, Fungi, Ascomycota, Sordariomycetes, Hypocreales, Hypocreaceae. The transcript has 5 exons.